Messenger RNA from Diversispora eburnea, 2157 nucleotides. The record is from the annotation of a GenBank genome assembly. NCBI's taxonomy places the organism in Eukaryota, Fungi, Glomeromycota, Glomeromycetes, Diversisporales, Diversisporaceae.
AUGAAUUCCUAUAAACAAUUAUUUAAUUCCGAAGAAAAUAAUUUAUUGAUGGAAGAUGAUUAUUAUAAUGCCAUGUCAAUAUUAAGAAAAUCAACUUCCAAAGAAGCAUUAAAUUUAUUAUAUCGGAUGAUCGAUGAUAUGCAUACGUUAGGAAUACCCCCGGGUAGAAGAGCAUAUCAUUCACUCAUUUAUGCUAACGGAGUACACGGUAAACCAUUAGAAGCUUGGGGAAUUUUAGAUUUGAUGAAAAAAGAUCAAGUUGAAUUAACCACUUUCACUUAUAACACAUUGAUCGGAACCUUUAAACGAAUGUCGGAUUCCGAAGGUGCAUUAAGAGCAUUUGAAGAAAUGCAACAAAAUGGGUUAUCCCCGGAUUCUUCAACUUAUAAUACCUUAAUUGAUUUAUAUGGUAAAAGGGGGGAUCUGGAAAUUGCCAUCAAAUUUUAUCAAGAAAUGAUUGAAUUAAAUAAGGUGGAACCGGAUGAAAUAACUUUUGAUGUAUUAAUAAAUCUUUAUAUUAAUUCGGGAAAAUACGAGAGUAUACAAAAAAUUGAGGAACUUCGUGAAGAUAUUUCAAAACGUGAUAUCACCUUAGAUACUACGACUUAUAAUUCAUUAAUAAAGAUGUACUCAAAAUCAAAUGCUACAUCAAAAGUAUUUGAAAUUUAUGAAGAAUUAAUUAAAAAAGAAAUUUCACCUGAUAAAUCCACUUAUCACAUAUUAUUAGAAUUAUUUAUUAAGAAAUCCGAGGUUGAUAAAUUUAUGGAAAUUUAUCGAUUAAUGAAAUCGAAAGGAAUUUAUUUAAAUUUUAAAAUGUAUGAUAUGUGUUUACCCCAACAAAAUCAAGAAUUGCAGCAACAAAUAAAUCGAGAAUCAAAACAACAAAAUGAAGGAUUACAACAACAAAAUCAAGCAUUGCAGCAGAAUGAAGAAGGAUUAUCAGAAUUGCAGAAGAAUGAAAGAUUACAAGAAUUACAAGAAUUACAAGAGUUAAACCAGCAGCAAUAUCAAGAAUUGCAACAAAAAAAUGAAGAAUUACAAUUAAAUCAAGAAUUACAACAACAAAAUGAAGGAUUACAACAAUUACAACAACAAAAUGAAGAAUUGCAACAACAAAAUCAAGAGUUAAAAUUACUACAACAACAACAAAAAGAACUAAUCAAGAAUAAUAAGAAUAAGGAUAACAAGGAUAAUGAUAAUAACAGUAAUUAUAGAAAUCAAUAUAGAAAUCUAAAAUACUUUUUCUUUGGAUUAAGAAAAGAACAAAAUUUAGUUAAAGAAUUUUUACAAGAAAUGAUUAAAAAAGAAAUAGAGAUUGAACCAAUUGUAUCAGAUGCACUUAUUGGGAUUUGUGUAGAUAAUUAUAAUGUGAAUGGAGCCAUAGAAAUUUAUGAUAUGAUAGUUAAACAAGGGAAAACCAUUGGAAUUAUUCCAUUUACUAAUUUAACAAAAUUGAUGAUCUUAUCAAGAAGGGAGAAUGAUGCAAUUCAAUUUUAUUAUGAAGUCAAACAAACUCAAAAGAUACAAAUUGAUGUUCAAGGGUAUACCACAUUGAUUGAUGCAUUCAUUAAAAUAAAAAGAAUUUCUGAAGCUCAAAGAUUAUUUGGAGAUAUGUUAAGAGAAGGGAUUAAACCUAAUGUUAAAACUUAUACCACCUUAAUUACAGGGUUAGGACAACAAUAUGAUUAUAAAGGGGUGAAAAAUAUUCAUGGUAUAGUAAAAAUGGAUAUAAAUGUCGAAUUAGAUAUUGGAAUUUAUAAUGCAUUAAUGGAUGCAUAUAAUAGAUGUGGGCAUAUCAAACAAGUUUUAACAAUUUGGGAUUUAUUAGUUGCCAACAAUCAACCAUUUAAUAAUACCACAGUUUGUAUAGUUCUUGAUUCAUGUGGAUUUGCCAAAGAAGUUUAUAAAUUGAUCCAAAUUUGGAAAGAACUUAAGAGAAGAAAAUUUAAUUUAACAAUUAAUAAUUAUCAUUCGAUCAUUGAAGCAUUGGCACGAAAUCAAUUAUUUGAGGAUGCCAAACAUAUUUUAUUUAAUGAGUUCAUCAGUGCGGGAUUUACACCAGAAGAAAGAUCCAUAAGACCUUUAUUAAAUUUCUUACAUGAUAGAAAAGGUAAAAGUAAAGAUGAAUUUCAAGUUAUGCAAUGGAUUAUUUAUUGA